CUUCUCUCCCCACGACAGCUGCCCCUCGCCUCUUCCGAACCGCUUUGCUAGCCUUACCGCGGCUGAAAUGAUGGUUCCUGGGCUCGAUAAUGCCGCUAUGGAGCAUCAUCUGAUGUGCAACGAGUGUGUGGCUGAGUCCAAGCCCACGAAUGCCUUCAGACUGCUCUUAUAUCCCCACUUCUUGAGUUGGUCCUCCUAGCCUCACUCGCAGUUUUCUGGUGCCUCCGUCCAUUGAUCAAGCCCCACCAUCCCCGAAGCUAUAGCCAUGAACGGAACCAAGAACACCUCUAUCUCUGCUCGCGCUAUCGUAGCGCAUGAGCCAAUCAAUGGCCAACCAAACUGGAAGCUGGAGAAUGUGACGUUGCGCGACCUGAAGCCCACCGAGCUGGUCGUGCGCAUGGUUUCUACUGGUCUCUGUCAUACGGACAUCGUCUUCUCGACGUGGCCAAAGGAGGCUAUUCCUUAUCCAAAGGUGCUGGGCCACGAGGGGGCCGGCAUUGUGCAGCAGAUCGGCUCCGAUGUGAAGAAUGCCAAAGUUGGGGACUCGGUACUGCUUUCAUUCCAAUCCUGUGCAGAUUGUAAAGAUUGCAACGACGGGCAUCCGUCUUACUGCCAACAAUUUUCUCCGCUCAACUAUGGCGGCGAGCAAGAAGUUUUUGAGAUUACAAAUGGUCCUAAGUCUGCCGGAACUUUCUUUGGACAGUCAUCCUUCGCAAGCCACACCAUCGUGAAGGAGUCUUCCAUCACGAAUGUCUCUUCAGUUGCGAAAGACGAAAAAGAACUCAAGCUCUUUGCCCCAUUUGGAUGCGGGUUUCAGACGGGCGUAGGCACAGUAGACAAGUUAACCGGUGCGGGAAAGAACGAUUCAAUAGUCAUCUUGGGACUCGGUGGUGUAGGACUCGCAGCAAUUAUGGCUGCAAAGUUGAAGGGGUGCAAGACUAUCAUCGGAGUGGACCGCUCCCAAGAAAGACUGGACAUGGCGAGCAAUUUCGGCGCGACGCACAUUAUCAACACGACUAAUCCGGCACUCAGCCUCGUGGAUGAAGUCAAAUCUCGAACGGGUGGCAAUGGUUCAAGUAUCACGAUAGAUACAACGGGAAACAUGGGUGUGAUUGGGAAUGGGAUGGACUUUACAGCAAACCGAGGCCAGAUGAUCAUACUCGGAGUCCCACCCGUCGAAGCUUCGCUAGGUGUCCAUCUCAUAUCUUUUAUGCAGACUGGAAAGUCGCUGCGUGGCAGCAUUGAAGGCGAUGUCACACCAUCUGAGUAUAUCCCGAAGAUGAUCCAGUGGUACCGAGAUGACAAGCUUCCGAUUGAUAAGCUUGUCAAAUUCUAUCCGGUUGAGGAAUUUGAGUCAGCGCUAGCUGAUAUGAAAAGUGCAGCAACUGUGAAGCCGGUUCUGGUAUGGUAAGGGCUUUGUAUUUGUAACAACUUGAAACUUUCAAGUCACUUGACCACCUGCAACCUUGGGCUAAAGUGUCUAACGAAUGCCAAUCUACUUGGUGUAUAUUUUACAAAUUUCCACGUGCCUUUAUGUACAGAAAGUCUCUCACAAAAUGCGAUUGGACUAAAGAGGCGACCAAUAGUUCCUAGCAAGUUUAUUCAACGUGCUAUUGAACAUCUUUCAACU
This is a messenger RNA of Mytilinidion resinicola, 1630 nucleotides long. Its product is annotated as NAD(P)-binding protein. Bases 266 to 1411 code for a protein of 381 amino acids. NCBI's taxonomy places the organism in Eukaryota, Fungi, Ascomycota, Dothideomycetes, Mytilinidiales, Mytilinidiaceae. The transcript has 6 exons. The record is from RefSeq and is a predicted model, not a curated record. Gene Ontology annotation, molecular function: oxidoreductase activity; zinc ion binding.